Molecule: messenger RNA, 510 nt
Organism: Gymnodraco acuticeps
Lineage: Eukaryota; Metazoa; Chordata; Actinopteri; Perciformes; Bathydraconidae
Product: complement C1q tumor necrosis factor-related protein 6-like
Exons: 4
Coding region: 1-510 (169 amino acids)
Molecular function (GO): protein binding
Source: RefSeq, a predicted model, not a curated record
AUGGAAGAUAGUGAAACAAGGCUGAUGGACACUGAAACGAGACUGAAGGACACCGAAACCAGACUGAAGGACACCGAAACCAGACUGACGGAGCGUGAAAAACAGAUUCUUGAACUGAACAAAGAAAAGAAGACGGUCGUAUUCAGUGCAGCAACAGGAGGAGGAGAGAAUCACAUUGGACCCUUCAACACAGACACAACUUUAAUCUACAGGACCUUGAUUACAAACAUUGGUGGUGCCUACAGUCCAUCCACAGGUGUCUUUGUUGCCCCGGUUCCAGGUGUUUAUUACUUCACCAUCUUCUUUCAUGCUGGAUGGGACCAUGGCACUAAGUUACUGCUCUACAAGAACAAUGAGUUGAUUAUAUAUACACAUGAUUUCCCUUCAACCUCUGACCGGGCUGACAAUGGAGGAAACGCAGUGUUCCUGCAGCUUGUUCAAGGAGACCAGGUAGUGGGAGCAGAGCUGGAGGAGCGGGCGGUGUGCAGAAGUGUUCCCCCCUCAUCGUGA